Molecule: messenger RNA, 1368 nt
Organism: Calliphora vicina (urban bluebottle blowfly)
Lineage: Eukaryota; Metazoa; Arthropoda; Insecta; Diptera; Calliphoridae
Exons: 2
Coding region: 140-1267 (375 amino acids)
Source: RefSeq, a predicted model, not a curated record
AAAUCAGAUGUUUACAUUAUUCUAGCAAGCCAUUUAUAAAACGCGUGAAAUAUACAAAUAAAAACAAAUGGAAUAAUUUAGUUUGCAAUGAAAUAAAAUUAUAUUCAAAUUUGAUUUAACGUUAAGAAACAAAAAAAAAAUGAAAGUGGAAAAGACAUCAACAGCAGCGGGACAAAAGCAACAGGCGUUGCAACAGCAACAGCAACAACUACAGCAGCGCAAGACCUCGGUAUGGACCAGAGAAAAGAUAAAUCAAUUAAUUGAACUUUACAAAAAACACGAAUGUCUUUGGAAUCACUGGCAUGUAUCGUACAAAAGCAAAGAUAAACGUAAUAAGGCUAUAGAGGAUAUUUGCACGACACUGCAUGUUCCAAAAUUUGAGUUUGGCAAAAAGAUACACAAUCUACGCAACCAAUUCAAUACGGAAAUGAAAAAGUUGGAACAACGUAUAGAAGAGGCAGGUGUCAGCAUAGAUGAUGCCACUGCAAUGGAAUUACGUUGCAAGUGGAGUCACUUUGAGUCAUUAAUGUUUUUACGUCAUGUCAUCGAACCCAGACCGGGAGGUCAUCAAACCACAUUCCAACCAAAGAAAUUGCGUGUAAAAUUCGACAUUAAUAACUCUGAAGAUGACAUAAAUGUUACAACAGUUUUGGCCAGUAGUAGUGGCAGUAGCAACAAUACAAAUCCAGAAGACUUAACACAAUUUCAUUAUGAUGAUAACGUAACUGAAGAGGUGAUCACAGAUGAUUUUCAAUCUUUCGAAAAUGAAGUGAUAGAAGUUAAUCAAACAAACUGCCGAGAAGAAAUCUAUGAUCAAAAAUAUCAACCUCCACAACAACUGCCCAACAGUCAAGAAUUAUCUUCACGUAGUUUAGUAAAAUCUGCUGCUAAAAUAAAGUCUCAGCCUUCAUCAGCAUCCUCUUCUUCUCAAACGGAUGUUAUAAACAUUGAUGACGACUCAUCCAUCUUAGAAUUGAGUUCGAAUAAUUUAACUUCCCAUUCAAACAUUAUAACGGCAACAUCGUCCUCAUCUCCUUUGUUAUCAAUUCCCGUAGUAUCUUCAAUUUCUUCGACAAGUUCAUCGAAUAGACCAGCACAAAUUUUACGUGAUCAAUGGGAUGCUUUUGGUGAGUUAGUAGCGAAUGAAUUUCGUAAUUUUAAUUCAGAAGUUUCGCGUAAACGUCUCAAAAGAAAAAUCAUGCAGGCUAUGUUGGAGGUGGGGGAAGAGGACGAUCAUUUGAUGAGCAAUCGUUCAAGAAUAAAUUAAAUAUGCAAUUUUGUCAGUGUACAUAGUUUUAGGUUAAUAUAUUAACGGUUAUCAAAUUUAAGUUUCAGUAAAAAUUAAAUACUUAUGUAUAUUUCAAAAUA